GAGCCCCGCCCAACGGCGAUGGGCGAACGGCAGCGGCGGGAGGCGGCAGCAGCGGGGGGCGCGGUGGCCGCUCCGCGCUGAGCCCGAGCGGCCCGGCCCGACCCCAUCCCGAGCCGGUGCCAGCAGCAGCCGCAUGUCGGGACCCGGAGCGCAGAGCCGCAGCCGGCGGCCGCCCGGAGACAUGGAGCAGGCACAGCGGAACCUGGAUGCAGAGCAGAUGCAACAGCAGCAGCUGAAGCUACGGGACCGGCAGAAGUUCUUUGAGGAGGUUUUCCAGCAUGAGGUGGAUUUCUUCUUCCCCAUGUCUCACCUGCAGAUAGAGCAUCGAAGACCCCCCCUGGGCAGCAUUUCCUCCAUGGAGGUGAACGUGGACAUGCUGGAGCAGAUGGACAUGAUGGACUUGUCAGACCAGGACACAGUGGAUGUGUUUCUGGGGUGUGGGACAGAAGAAAGCAGCAUUGCUGGGUCUUUGCCAGGGGCAGAUGCCAGCCAGUGCCCAGAGGAAAUCACCCUGCAAGUGCCCAGUGCAGCUGAGAGCAAGUCACGCAUCUCAUCCACAUCCUCUGUCUCCACGGAUCUGAACAGCCUGGAUACCAGUGAGGAAGGGGCUGAGACCCCUGUGGUGCAAUCGGAUGAGGAGGACCUGCAGGAGGACAGUCCCAAAGACCAGGUGGCAAGGAGCUAGCAGCUGGCUCUGCCCUGCUCUCAGCCUCCUCUGCACGGACCUGCCAGCCCCGGGGAAAGAAAGCUGCUGGCACUCAGUAAGCCCCAUCCUGGACUGCUGCCCUAUAGGAGAGAUGAUUUUCCCCUCCUCUUCCUCCACAGAUUCUCCUGGCAGCCAAAAGAGAAGGAAAGGGGUAUUUGUAGGCUACCAAAACUAACUCUUCAGACUUUGCUGCUAACAUUCCCUGCUUCACUCCCCAAAUGCUCAGCAUUCCACAGCUCCACUAUACCUCAAAAGCCAUCCCUUGGGAGCCCAGCUCCUCUUAUCCUACUGACAAAGGUCCUGUCCAGACAAGCACUUAACGACGGCAUACAGAGAAAUAACACUCCAAUCUAAAGAA
Pogoniulus pusillus (Red-fronted tinkerbird) is the source of this 1064-nucleotide messenger RNA. It is a transcript of the gene DBNDD2, whose product is annotated as dysbindin domain containing 2. Gene Ontology annotation, cellular component: cytoplasm. Gene Ontology annotation, biological process: negative regulation of protein kinase activity. The transcript is spliced from 4 exons. The record is from RefSeq and is a predicted model, not a curated record. Bases 134 to 685 code for a protein of 183 amino acids. Lineage: Eukaryota; Metazoa; Chordata; Aves; Piciformes; Lybiidae.